AUGCCAUAUCAACUUAUAAGUUUGGCGAUAUGGGGCGCACGUUGCCAUCACAAGCGAGGUGCCAGUGGUGGUGCUUAUCGAUGCGCGCGAGCCGUACAUACUGUUCCUACUCCACGCUCUUGCUGCACGUCCGACUCUGUGAUCCUUGCCAUACAUGCGAAGAACCAAAGCCUGCGAUUCACGGAAUUCGCUCUGUCGACCCACAUUGCAUCCCAUCCUGUCACAAUCUCAUCUGAGUGUCUGUGGCGAAUCGUACUGAACCACCGAUCUUGUCUUUUGCCUGAAGACUUGUCCACCGAUCCGGCAACACGAUCGUCAUCCAACCGUCCAUCGAAACCGGUCGAGAGCGCGCCCAUGCCUGGAGACUCGCAGGCGCGGCCUGUCGAGGAGAACCCGCCCUUUGCGACUUUCGACACGGUGCCUUCACCUGGUAUAUUUGAGACUUUAGGUCCUGCCAGUCCCGGCGAAGAUGUGAUGUUGGAACUUCUUCCGUUUGAUCCAAGCAAUCGAAGUGACGGAGGCCUGGCCCAGGCGCAGCAUAUAGUUCGAAGUGACAUGUUGGACAGGAUGAACGAAUUGCCGAUCUCGACCUGUACAGCACGGAGCAUGCAAGCCACCUCAUCGGACAUGAACUUGGCCGUCGGCGGCACGCUGGUACCUGCUCCGCUGGAGGACUUGCCUGGCAUAACUCGACGAGAUAGUCCCAGGGCAGGGCCAGGGUUGCGACUGCCAUCAUUCGAGAUGUUGGGAAUCGCAGCACCUCACCCUAAUCAGCUCACUAGCUUGAAUCAAAUGAGCCUGAACGGACAACUUAAUUACAUCGCGAACAGUGAUUCCCGUCAUUACAAGAUAUCGCCGCUGCAGUCGGACAUGGCAGUCGCGUUGACAGGAGAUGCGACUUAUCCUGCAUUGCCAGAUGCAGAUGUGACCGCAGUCGCCAAACGUGCUCUACAGAGCUCCAUUUGUCAUGAUAUCGACACUCUCACUCCACCCGUCGACAUCGGGGACAUGCCCUUCAACAUGAAACCUGUCAUGGCCAUGUCAGCACCCGUUGAUUCUCCUGGAACGAACCCUCACUCUCAGCUCGAGGCGCUAACGGAUGACAAGCGAGACGAGCAAGGCGUCCUUGUCCCAAUAGCGGGAUCUUUAAGCAAUGCUGGCGUUAACGACAUCGAGAAUACUGGAUCGAAGGCCGACGAAGCAACUCUCUUUCACAACACUCCAAUAUGGAUCCAGCCCGCUGUCCGAAAGCUUUGUAGUCUUUCUCAUGCAGUACAAGAGGUUCAGCUCGCGUCGGCGCCGAUCGACGAAACACUGAAGGUCUUGUCGCAUGCUCUGCCAAGUCCGUCGCCGAACGGCCACAUCUUCUCCUUGAUCAUCAAUGACCUUCAUCUCGCACUCCCUUCGGAUCGCACUGAAUGGGUUAAUGUGCUGCAUGCCAUCCCAGGGGAGUACAAUCUGCAGAAGCUACCACCUACUUCACCUCCAGCCACUCCAGGCCCAGCGGUCGGCGGAGAUGAUUACUUUACCAAGAAAGCUUUUGACACCGCAGUCACCAUCCUCGACUACCAGACCGAUCUGUCCGUACAGAUGCCGUCGCCGAAUCGAGCAGUUGCCUCUCCGUCAUCUAUGCAUGUCGCUAUCGUUGAGCGAUAUAUCCCGCCUACAAAUGUGAAUGAGUUCUCAGAGAUGUUCAACCCAGACGGCCCUUCAAUUCUGGUCGAUCGCCUUGUCGAGCUCUCCCCUAAUAAUGGUACUCUGCUUUUCAUAUAUCCCAACAAGGCCGGCGCCCGGAGCUUUUAUGCCGACCAUCUGGAACCAAUCAAAGCUCCCACAUUGCGCGCCCUCGCAACUCGAUACAAUGUGCCGAUGAAUGUUGGCGAACCUCUCGAGAACCUCGACAAGGCCCUUCUCGCAUUACUGCCAACCCACGACCAGCUCACUGCCUCCAUGCAUGCUCUUUGCGCUCGCCUGACAGCUAGCAGCACGAGCCUGCGCAAUUUCCGCCAUCGAUCAUGUCGAUUCGUCUGCAAACAUGCUCAAACUGCCUCGGUCACCGUCCCACUAGAUGUCUGGUUGACGGAUUGGUGGUCAAAACAAGAAAAGCGCAAACUACGCAGCGCCAUGCAGGGCUUCGCACAAGCCGCAAGCAACCAACGCAGCGAUCCUCACCUCGGCACGCCGCCGUCGGAGAACAUCCUGGUCCAGCAACUGCUCAGCGACAUGGCGCGGAAGGCCGAAAGGAUUGGUCUGACUACUGCGGCGGUCGAGGUCAGCGUGUUUGUCGUCACACGUGAUGCAUGA
Dissoconium aciculare CBS 342.82 is the source of this 2304-nucleotide messenger RNA. RefSeq lists its product as uncharacterized. The transcript has 4 exons. NCBI's taxonomy places the organism in Eukaryota, Fungi, Ascomycota, Dothideomycetes, Mycosphaerellales, Dissoconiaceae. The record is from RefSeq and is a predicted model, not a curated record. Bases 1 to 2304 code for a protein of 767 amino acids.